AUCUAAGUGUAUGGAUCAAUGAUAUUUAAAAAAAAUUUUGAAAAUUUACCUGACUUUUUAAUUUUUAAUACAAGAUUACACUUUUACCUAAAAUGUGGCCAAGCUUAUUUUUUUGUUCAGUUUUAUGUGUCACAGCCUGCAGCAUAGCCACGAGGGCAGCAAAUAUAUUAGCAUUUAUGCCGUUGCCGCUCAAAAGCCAUUUUCGCGGAUUUCAACCAUUGUUUGAAGAGUUAUCAAAUCGAGGACACAAUGUAACGGUUGUUAGUUCAUUUCCUUUAGAUCGUAAAAUUAUUAAUUACACGGAUAUAGGGCCAUUUGUUAAUAAAGAAAGAGUGAGAAACGUAAUGGAAUUAGUACACAUGAAUUUUAUAACGUCAGCUCAGUUAAAAUGGAGUCUUGGCAUACAACUAUCCGAAACAGUAAUGUCGCACGAGAACAUGAAAAAGUUCGUUCAAUCGAAUUCAAAUUCGUUCGAUUUAGUCAUGAUUGAAACGUUUUGUCAAGAGUACACAGUCGCCAUGGGUCACAAAUUCAACGCCCCUGUCAUUAAUUUGGCACCGGCGAUGCUCUGGGUUAGUAUCAGCAAAUGGUUGCACGUGCCUUCCACAUUUUCAUACAUACCAGACGUAUGUUUGCACACAACGGAUGACAUGAGUUUCGUAGAACGAUUAAAAAACACUAUAACUGGACUCAUGCAGUCUUAUGUUGAAGAUUACUUGUAUUUACCUAAAAUGAAGAAAGUGAUGAACACAUAUUUAACAUACGAAGGCUGGGAGUCUAGGCCUCCGCUCGAGAAUAUGUUGAACAAUGUGUCCCUCACAUUGGUCAACUUAAAUUAUGCAAUUGGUGUACCUAGACCGUAUUCUCCAGGUAUCGUUGAAGUAGGCGGAAUGCACUUAAAAAACCAAAAAUCUCUACCCGAAAAUCUUCAAAAUUUUUUAGAUGCUGCAGAUGAAGGAGUAAUAUUUUUUAGUUUUGGUACGGUGGUAAAUUUGAAUGACUUACCUAAAGAAAAAUUAAGAAUUUUUCUUAGCGUUGUUCAAAAAUUAAAACAAAAAGUAAUACUAAAAUGGAUACCUAAUGACAGUGUAAACCUGUCUAAAAACAUUAUGACUGGUUCAUGGUUUCCACAAAACGACAUUUUAGCACAUCCAAACGUUCGACUUUUCAUAACUCAUGGAGGAUUGCAUAGCAUAGAAGAAACGGUUAGUAACGCAAUACCUGUAGUUGGAGUACCAUUUUUUGCUGACCAGUAUUUAAACAUGAAAAUAGUCGAGCAAAAAGGGUAUGGUAAAUUAGUAAAUUUUUUUGAAAUAACCGAAGAAUCGUUUGAAAAUGCCAUCAAAGAAGUACUGUCAAAUUCAAAGUUUAAAGAGACAGCAAAGAUUCAGAGUCAGGUAUUCAAAGAUCAACCAAUGAAACCCAUAGAUCGGGCUGUUUACUGGGUUGAAUAUAUUAUUAAGCAUGGUGGAGCUGAACAUCUUAAAAGCGACUCAUUGGAGUUAAAUGAUGUACAGUAUUUUUUGUUAGAUAUUUCAUUUAUUUUUCUUGUACUAAUUGGACUGAUAAUUUGGUUUUGUUAUAUGGUAGUUGCAAAAAUAAUAUAUUACAAAUUAAAUUAUGGUAAACCGACCAAACGCAAAGAACUCGUUACGGGUUACACCUCAAUUCAUCAUAUACGGAUAUCACCGAUCGUCACUCUCAUUUCAUCACUCGGUGAGUGCGUGAUAAACUCUAAAUACUCUAUCCCGCAGUCUCAUGCCUCAGUCGACGUCGGUCGGAGAUGUCGCGCAGAAAAAAACAAAUUCGAUAAAACGAUAAAUCUAAUAAUAAUUAUAAUAAUAAAAUCGAUUAAAAUGUGUUUUCUCAAAUUCCCGGACGUCACCCGACUGCUACUGCUACUUCCGCUGUUACUGUUGCCGACGGUCUUCGUAUCGCCACCGACUGCGCUCGCCGCCAACGUGUUGGCGUUCAUGCCCAUGCCGUUAAAAAGCCAUUUCGGAGGGUUCCAGCCGAUGUUCGAAGAGUUAGCCCGCCGGGGUCAUAACGUCACCGUGGUCAGCGUAUUUCCGUUGACGGACCGACGCGUCCCGAACUACACCGACGUGGACGUGACACCAACGCAAGGCGUUACUGAUUUUGACGUGAUGCAUUGGAUCAAUAUAAAUUUCGUGGUUUCGGUGAUAAACAGAUGGAUUUUUUCCAAUAUCUUGUUAAACCAAAUGGAGCACCCGAAUUUAAAAAACUUUGUCUUAUCGGAGGAUAACUCAUUCGAUCUGGUCAUAAUCGAAUCGUUCCUCCAGGAAUACACUGUGGCCCUUGGCCAUAAAUUCAAUGCUCCCGUCGUCAACUUAUCGCCAUCAAUGGUUUGGGUCAGUGCUAGUAAAUGGCUGCAUUUACCUUCGACAUUUUCGUAUGUGCCGGAUUGCUGUAUAGGCGUAAUGGACAACAUGAGUUUUUUGGAGCGUUUAAAGAACACCAUCGUCGGAUUUAUGGGAAUGGUCGUGGAAGACUACUUGUAUAUUCCAAUGGUUAAGACGGCAAUGAGUAAGCACUUCGUAUACGCCGGUUGGCAAUCGAGGCCUACACUCGAGCAAAUGUUGAACAACGUGUCACUAACACUGAUUAACGCUAACCAUGUGAUCGGAGUGUGUCGACCGUAUCUCCCGGGUGUCGUCGAAGUAGGAGGAAUGCAUAUCAAAGAACCAAAACCUUUAACCAAAGAUUUACAAGAUUAUAUUGAUUCUGCUUCUCAUGGUGUAAUAUUUUUUUCUUUUGGUUCAAUCGUGAACCUAUCAAAUUUACCAAAAGAAAAAUUGGAUAGUAUCCUUAAUGUCAUCAGUCGUUUAAAACAAAAAGUAAUUAUAAAAUGGGUGCCAGAUAAAAGUAUAAAAUUACCUCAUAAUGUUAAGGUCGGUUCGUGGUUGCCUCAGAAUGAUAUUUUGGCUCAUUCAAAUGUAAAACUUUUUAUUACUCACGGAGGUUUGCACAGUAUCGAGGAAGCUGUUUACAACGGAAAACCAGUGAUUGGCAUACCAUUUUUUGCUGACCAACUAUCCAAUAUGAGACAUGUCGAGAAAAACGGUUAUGGAAAGUUGAUAACUUAUAAUAAACUAACCGAAGAAUCAUUUGAAAAUGCAGUCGAAGAAGUGUUAACAAAUCCGACGUUUAAGGAUAAAUCAACGAUCCAGAGUAAAGUAUACAAAGAUCAACCGAUGACACCUUUAGAUCGCGCUAUAUACUGGAUAGAGUACGUAAUUCGGAACGAUGGAGCUAAAUAUCUAAAGAGUAGUUCAAUAGGACUGAACACUGCGCAGUACUUUUUGUUUGAUGUCUCAUUAUUUUUAUUAUCACUUACAAUAGUUAUUGGUUGGUUGGGUUAUCGUGGAAUCGUUAAAAUUUCAUCAAAAUGUAUAGAAAAUUAAAUUAAAAAAAUUAUUAUUCAUUAGGGGUAAGUUUACAAUUAUUAUUUGUUACAAUAUAGAUUCUCUUUACCACACUCAAAGAGGCUAACAAUUUAUGUAGCUCUUUUAUUUUUUAGUUGUUUGAAUGUUACACGAAUACUAUUGUUAGACGUUUUAUCUCUAUUUUAUUAUAAAAUACUACGUAUUAAUUCAAAUUGAUAUUAUUAUAUAGCUGUGAUUAGA
Melanaphis sacchari is the source of this 3647-nucleotide messenger RNA. RefSeq lists its product as uncharacterized. The transcript is spliced from 11 exons. NCBI's taxonomy places the organism in Eukaryota, Metazoa, Arthropoda, Insecta, Hemiptera, Aphididae. Gene Ontology annotation, molecular function: UDP-glycosyltransferase activity. The record is from RefSeq and is a predicted model, not a curated record. Bases 93 to 3425 code for a protein of 1110 amino acids.